AUGAGCAGCUACCCGCGCCCCCGGCCGAUGAGCUUCAGCAGCCGCUCCCAGGGCUCGCAGCCCAGCUGGGGCUCCCUGUACCGGGCCGGCUCGGGCUUCCAGCCGGGGCUCCGCAGCUCCCCCAGCCUGGGCCGCCUCGGCCCCGCCGCCUACCCCAGCGGCCUGUCCGGCUCCUUCCUGCUCUCCUCGCUGCCCAGCCUGGAGAUCGACCCCGCGCUGCACCAGAUCCGCAGCGAUGAGAAGGAGCAGAUCAAGGGGCUCAACAACCAGUUCGUCUCCUUCAUCGACAAGGUGCGUAACCUCGAGCAGCAGAACAAAGUGCUGGAGACGCAGCUGAAGCUGCUGAAGGACACGGACCAAUACAAGUCCAACCUGGGGAAGAUCAUGGCGCGCUCCAGCCAGAACCUGAAGCAGCAGAUCGAGACGCUGAACCAGGACAAAGGCAAGCUGGGGACGGAGCUGGACCACAUGCAGGCGUUGCUGGAGGAGCUGAAGGGCAGGUAUGAGGACGAGAUCAAUCGGCGGAACCAGCUGGAGAACGAAUUUGUCGUGACGAAGAAGGAUCUCGACGACCUGUAUCUGCAGAAGGUGGAUAUCGAAUCGAAGCUGGAGAGUAUCACGGACGAAAUCGACUACCUCAAGCAGCUGUACGACGAGGAGAUCCGGGAGCUGCAGUCCCAGAUCCAGAACACGCAGGUGACGGUGGAGAUGGAUAACAGCCGGGAGCUGGAGAUGAAGCAGGUCAUAGACGAGGUGAAGGCUCAGUACCAGGCCAUGGCAGCCAGGAGCCGGGAGGAGGCCGAACAGUGGUACAAGCACAAGUUCGACGACAUGGCGACCCAGGCCCAGAAGCACAACGACGAGAUGAAAACCAUCAAGAGCGAGAUCGCGGAGCUGAACCGCUACGCCCAGAGGAUCAAUGCUGACAUCGAGGCCCUGAAGAACCAGCGAGCCAACCUGGAGAGCGCCAUCGCGCUGGCAGAGGAGCAGGGCAAGCAGGCCGUGCGCCGCGCCAAGGACACGGUGCAGGAGCUGGAGGAUGCGCUGAAGGGGGCCAAGCAGGACAUGGCGCGGAAGGUGCGCGAGUACCAGGAGCUGAUGAACAUCAAGCUGGCCCUGGAUAUGGAGAUCGCCACCUACCGCAAGCUGCUGGAGGGCGAGGAGAACCGGAUGAUCGGCCAAGGCCCGAACCUGCAUAGCAGCGCCAUGGACAAACGGGGUGAGUCUCUUCCCCUGGUGGCUGCCACGCCGCCCGGGCCAGUCUCCUCGCCCAAGAGGCCGAUCCUGAUCAAGACCGUCGAGACCAAGGAUGGGAAGGUCCUCUCGGAGUCCAGCCACUUCUCGGAAAACUAG
This is a messenger RNA of Terrapene triunguis (Three-toed box turtle), 1353 nucleotides long. RefSeq names its product keratin, type II cytoskeletal 8-like. The record is from RefSeq and is a predicted model, not a curated record. The transcript has 9 exons. Gene Ontology annotation, cellular component: keratin filament. Gene Ontology annotation, molecular function: structural constituent of skin epidermis. NCBI's taxonomy places the organism in Eukaryota, Metazoa, Chordata, Testudines, Emydidae. Gene Ontology annotation, biological process: intermediate filament organization; keratinization. The coding region runs from base 1 to 1353 and encodes 450 amino acids.